Brenthis ino (lesser marbled fritillary) is the source of this 1266-nucleotide messenger RNA. The record is from the annotation of a GenBank genome assembly. Lineage: Eukaryota; Metazoa; Arthropoda; Insecta; Lepidoptera; Nymphalidae.
AUGCCUAUUCGUCGUAGCAAGGUUUUAAUAAAAUGGAUAUACGAAAACCAGCACAAAAUGCAGACGAUACGGUGUUGCAGUUCACUAUUGCGUUACAAAGAGGUUGAAGAGAGCCCACACGUCGAACAGGAAACCAUCACAGCACCACAAACUCCACAAACAAACCCCGAGGUCUCAUUCAAGUAUGAUGAUUUACAAGUCAGACUAGCAGCACCAUAUCAGUUGCGACCAAAGCCUGAAGUUAGCGACAUAGGUUUUGGAAAAUAUUUCACCGACCAUAUGCUAAAAAUAAAUUACCACAAGCAUCUCGGAGGUUGGCAAAAACCAGAAGUUAGUCCCUUCGAAAACUUAAGUAUACAUCCAGCGUCCAAAGCUCUACAUUAUGCAAUACAACUAUUUGAAGGCAUGAAAGCAUAUAGAGGAAUUGAUGAUAAAAUAAGAUUGUUUCGUCCUGACCUCAAUAUGAAAAGAAUGAAUCUAGCAGCCCAAAGAUCUGGAUUACCAACGUUUGACGGAGAUGAAUUAAUUAAGUGCAUAACCCGACUUAUUCAAAUUGAUCAAGAAUGGGUACCUCACUCCGAAACAGCGACGCUAUAUGUUCGGCCUACGUUAAUAGGUACAGAGCCGACAUUUGGAAUAGUGGCUUCCGACUCAGCCCUGUUGUUUGUGAUUUUGAGCCCCGUGGGUUCUUAUUACAAGACCGAUGGAGCCGUGUCAAUUUACGCAGAUCCUAAUGUAGUACGAGCUUUUCCUGGUGGAGUUGGAAAUAGGAAAGUGGGUUCCAACUAUGGACCAACUAUAGAGACUACGGCUCGUGCUGCAAAGCUAGGACAUCAUCAAGUAUUAUGGCUGUUUGGCCCAAAUAGAAAUCUAACUGAGGUCGGAUCUAUGAAUAUUUUCAUAGUUUAUGUCAACGAACAAGGAGAUAAACAACUAAGCACGCCGCCACUUAACGGACUUAUAUUGCCUGGAAUAACGCGCUGCUCUAUACUUGAGUUGGCCAGUCAAUGGGAGGACUUGACUGUCAAAGAAGAAAACAUAUCUAUGGAUCGUGUUAUUCAACUCAAUAAAGAAGGGCGGUUGUUGGAGAUGUUCGGUGCGGGAACGGCGGCCGUUGUGACGCCAAUCAAAAACAUCGGCUACCUUGACGAGAACAUCGGCAUUCCUACCAUGCAACAGUCUCAACCGAUAUACCAAAGACUGAAGGACACGUUGCUCGCCAUACAGUAUGGCCACGUAGAGCAUCCGUAUGCGAAAAUUAUUUCG